AUGCUACUUGGGUUUUGUUCUGUUGAUGGUUUUGUUUUUGGUUUAAUUUUUUUUUUCUUUUCCUUUUGCUUCCUAGCUCUUUUGUGCUUUUCAAGAUGAUAGGUAUCUGUACAUGGUAAUGGAGUACAUGCCUGGAGGAGACCUUGUAAACCUUAUGAGUAAUUAUGAUGUGCCUGAGAAAUGGGCCAAGUUCUAUACUGCUGAAGUUGUUCUUGCUCUGGAUGCAAUACACUCUAUGGGUUUAAUACACAGAGAUGUGAAGCCUGACAACAUGCUCUUGGAUAAACAUGGACAUCUAAAAUUAGCAGAUUUUGGCACAUGUAUGAAGAUGGACGAAACAGGCAUGGUGCAUUGUGAUACAGCAGUUGGAACACCUGAUUAUAUAUCACCUGAGGUUCUGAAAUCACAAGGGGGUGAUGGUUACUAUGGGCGAGAAUGUGAUUGGUGGUCUGUAGGUGUUUUCCUUUUUGAGAUGUUAGUGGGGGAUACUCCAUUUUAUGCAGAUUCCCUUGUAGGAACUUACAGCAAAAUCAUGGAUCAUAAGAAUUCACUGUGCUUCCCUGAAGAUGCAGAGAUUUCUAAGCAUGCGAAGAAUCUCAUCUGUGCCUUCUUAACCGACAGGGAGGUACGACUCGGGAGAAGUGGGGUAGAAGAAAUCAAACAGCAUCCUUUUUUUAAGAAUGAUCAAUGGAAUUGGGAUAACAUAAGAGAGACGGCAGCUCCCGUAGUACCUGAACUCAGCAGUGAUAUAGACAGCAGCAAUUUUGAUGACAUUGAAGAUGAUAAAGGAGAUGUAGAGACUUUCCCAAUUCCCAAAGCUUUUGUAGGGAAUCAGCUGCCUUUCAUAGGAUUUACCUACUAUAGAGAAAAUUUGUUAUUAAGUGACUCUCCAUCUUGUAGAGAAAAUGAUUCAGUACAAUCAAGGAAAAAUGAAGAAAGUCAAGAGAUUCAGAAAAAAGUAUAUACACUAGAAGAACAACUUACCAAUGAGAUACAAGCCAAAGAAGAGCUAGAGCAAAAGUGCAAAUCUAUUAAUACUCGCCUGGAGAAAACCACCAAGGAGUUAGAAGAGGAGAUUACCUUAAGGAAAAAUGUGGAAUCAGCAUUAAGACAGUUGGAAAGAGAAAAGGCACUUCUUCAGCACAAAAAUGCAGAGUAUCAGCGGAAAGCUGAUCAUGAGGCAGACAAGAAACGAAAUUUGGAAAAUGAUGUUAACAGCUUAAAAGAUCAACUUGAAGAUUUGAAAAAAAGAAAUCAGAACUCUCAAAUCUCCACUGAGAAAGUAAAUCAACUCCAGAGACAACUAGAUGAAACCAAUGCUUUGCUGCGAACAGAAUCUGAUACUGCAGCCCGGUUAAGAAAAACCCAGGCAGAAAGUUCAAAACAGAUUCAGCAGCUAGAAUCUAACAAUAGAGAUCUACAGGAUAAAAACUGCCUGCUGGAGACUGCCAAGUUAAAACUUGAAAAGGAAUUUAUCAAUCUUCAGUCAGCUCUGGAAUCUGAAAGGAGGGACCGGACCCACGGAUCGGAGAUCAUUAAUGAUUUACAGGGUAGAAUAUCUGGCCUAGAAGAAGAUUUAAAAACUGGCAAAAUAUUACUAGCAAAAGUAGAGCUGGAGAAGAGACAACUUCAGGAGAAGUUCACUGAUUUGGAAAAGGAAAAGAGCAACAUGGAAAUAGAUAUGACAUACCAAUUAAAAGUUAUACAACAGAGCUUAGAACAAGAGGAAGCUGAACACAAGACCACAAAAGCACGACUAGCAGAUAAAAAUAAGAUCUACGAGUCCAUUGAAGAAGCUAAAUCAGAAGCCAUGAAAGAAAUGGAGAAGAAGCUCUUGGAGGAAAGGUCUUUAAAACAGAAAGUGGAGAACCUAUUACUGGAAUCUGAGAAAAAAUGCUCUCUCCUGGACUGUGACCUCAAACAGUCACAGCAGAAAUUAAAUGAGCUCCUUAAACAGAAAGAUGUGCUAAAUGAGGAUGUUCGAAAUUUGACAUUAAAAAUAGAGCAAGAAGCUCAGAAACGCUGCCUUACACAAAAUGACCUGAAGAUGCAAACACAGCAAGUGAACACACUGAAGAUGUCAGAAAAGCAGUUAAAACAAGAGAAUAAUCAUCUCAUGGAAAUGAGAAUGAGCUUGGAAAAACAAAAUGCUGAACUUCGAAAAGAACGGCAGGAUGCAGAUGGGCAAAUGAAAGAGCUGCAAGAUCAACUUGAAGCAGAACAGUAUUUCUCAACCCUGUAUAAAACACAAGUUAGGGAACUUAAAGAAGAAAGUGAAGAAAAGACCAAACUUUGUAAAGAAUUACAGCAGAAGAAACAGGAAUUACAGGAUGAAAGGGACUCCUUGGCUGCCCAGCUGGAGAUCACCUUGACCAAGGCAGAUUCUGAGCAGCUGGCUCGUUCAAUUGCUGAAGAACAAUACUCUGAUUUGGAAAAAGAGAAAAUCAUGAAAGAGCUGGAGAUCAAAGAGAUGAUGGCUAGACACAAACAGGAACUUACUGAAAAAGAUGCUACUAUUGCAUCUCUUGAAGAAACAAAUAGGACACUAACUAGUGAUGUUGCUAAUCUUGCAAAUGAGAAGGAAGAAUUAAACAACAAAUUGAAAGAUGCUCAAGAGCAACUAUCCAGGCUGAAAGACGAAGAGAUAAGUGCCGCAGCUAUCAAAGCACAGUUUGAGAAGCAGCUGUUGACAGAGAGGACACUCAAGACUCAGGCUGUGAAUAAGUUGGCAGAGAUCAUGAAUCGAAAAGAACCUGUCAAGCGUGGAAGUGAUACAGAUGUGCGAAGGAAAGAGAAGGAGAAUAGAAAGCUACAUAUGGAGCUUAAAUCUGAACGCGAAAAAUUGACCCAGCAGAUGAUCAAGUAUCAGAAAGAACUGAAUGAAAUGCAGGCUCAAAUAGCUGAAGAGAGCCAGAUUCGAAUUGAACUGCAGAUGACACUGGACAGUAAGGACAGUGAUAUUGAGCAGCUGCGCUCCCAGCUCCAGGCCAUGCACAUUGGCUUGGACAGUUCCAGUGUAGGCAGUGGACCAGGGGACACCGAGGCAGAUGAUGGGUUUCCAGUUCAUUUCACUCAGUCACACACUACGGAAUCCAUGUCAUUCACGUACCAACGAUCCUCUACUUCCCUCAGUAUUGCCACUAAGCCUUCCGGUUCUCACAUGCUCCUUGACUCUGAUUCUGACUCAGAAGAAGAAUCUUUGCCUUACUUACCCAUUUCAUCGGAACCUAAUGGUACAGAAUCAAGAUUAGAAGGAUGGCUGUCUUUGCCUGUGCGAAACAACACCAAGAAAUUUGGAUGGGUUAAAAAGUAUGUGAUUGUAAGCAGUAAGAAGAUUCUUUUCUAUGACAGCGAACAAGAUAAAGAACAAUCUAAUCCUUACAUGGUUUUAGAUAUAGACAAGUUAUUUCAUGUCCGGCCAGUUACACAGACAGAUGUAUACAGAGCAGAUGCUAAAGAAAUUCCAAGGAUAUUCCAGAUUCUGUAUGCCAAUGAAGGAGAAAGUAAGAAGGAACAAGAAUUUCCAGUGGAGCCAGUGGGAGAAAAAUCUAAUUAUAUUUGCCACAAAGGGCAUGAGUUUAUUCCUACUCUUUAUCAUUUCCCAACCAACUGUGAGGCUUGUAUGAAGCCAUUGUGGCACAUGUUUAAACCCCCUCCUGCUUUAGAGUGCCGUCGCUGCCACAUUAAAUGUCACAAAGAUCACAUGGACAAAAAGGAGGAGAUUAUAGCACCUUGCAAAGUGUAUUAUGAUAUAUCAACGGCAAAGAAUCUAUUGUUACUAGCAAAUUCUACAGAAGAGCAACAGAAGUGGGUUAGUCGGUUGGUGAAAAAGAUACCUAAAAAGCCCCCAGCUCCAGACCCUUUUGCACGGUCAUCUCCCAGGACUUCAAUGAAGAUACAACAAAACCAGUCUAUCAGACGGCCAAGUCGACAACUUGCCCCAAACAAACCAAGAUUGCUUGAUUUGGCAUUUAAAGACUGGGAUUGGUCAUUUGAUGAUGUUGAUGGUGGUGAUGACGAUGUUUUUGAUUUCUGAAGAAAUGGCUAACUGCCUUCUGUGAAAGCAGUCAUUCAAGGUGAUCAUAUUCUUCCAGCUAAAACAAGACUGAAAUAUGAUGUCCCAAGGUUUAUUUAAAAACUGUAUUUUACCAAGAGACUGAUAGCACACAUACAUAUAUAUGUUCCUUUUUUCCUGUAAUAUAAAUUACAUAUUUGGGCAGGUUUUCUGGGCUCCUUUGAAACAAGUUGAACCAACAGUGAUUGAUUAGUAAAGUAAGGAUAUCAUGUGCAACUCUUCCAAACUUGUUUCCUAAUGCUCUCUUGGCAGUCCUCACACUACAUUGCACAGAAGGAAGAGUUAAAGAAAUCAUCUUCUCAGCUUCACCAGAGGAUUCACCAGCACAUUUACCAGAAGAAUCUGGGAAUGGAUUCCACUACAGUGACAUUGACUGCAUCUUAAAGAAGCGACCAUGAUACUGUGUGUGUCUAUUUAUAUCUACAUAUAUCCAUAUAUGGAGAUAUACAUGCACAUAUAGUACUGUAGUACUGCAAGAGGGUUUUUUAAACUUACCAUUUUAUUUUUUACACAUAUUAAUCAGAUAUCAUUACUUCAGUUGCAACUAUGCACUUGUAUAAAGCCAUAGUGUUGGAGUUGAUAUCACUCAUCCUUAUGUACUGAUGGGAGCUGCAUGUCCAUGUUUAAGCAGUUACUGUAACAAGAAGUUUUGAGUUAAUCAGAUCAGUUUCCUAAUGCAACUUUACCCAUUUUCAAUGCCUUAAUUUAAUUUUUUUCAAAGUCUCAACCCUUUUCUGCAUUUAAGGGAAGAAAAAAAAAACCCAACUGUUUACCAGCUAUUAGGAUACAAACUUGCUUUGUGGAAGAAAAAUAGUGCACUAUUUUUACACAUAAUAGGUAUAUCAUUGUCAGUCUAUUUUGAUUGUAUAACAAAUUUUUAAUGUAUUGGUCAUAGCAACGAUAAUGGAUAGAAUUGGAACUAAUGUGUCUUUGAUAAAUAUCUAUGAUCCACCUAUCCCUUUGACAGACCUCAGUCUUGGUCUGUGACUACAAAACAUUUGCUUUGUUUUGAAUAUGCUCGAUACCCUAGAUGUGUUUUUAUUUCUGGUGAAGACAUUUGUGACUAUUUUUACAUUUUCACACUCUUUCAAAAAUUAUCUCAAAUAUAAAGAAAACUAAAAUAUACCGUAGAUAUAUUUUAAAUAUUUAAAUGAUCCCGAAACACACAGCUAUGUAUGGCAAUAC
Messenger RNA from Castor canadensis (American beaver), 5260 nucleotides. The record is from RefSeq and is a predicted model, not a curated record. Lineage: Eukaryota; Metazoa; Chordata; Mammalia; Rodentia; Castoridae.